Molecule: messenger RNA, 30674 nt
Organism: Podarcis lilfordi (Lilford's wall lizard)
Lineage: Eukaryota; Metazoa; Chordata; Lepidosauria; Squamata; Lacertidae
Source: the annotation of a GenBank genome assembly
GAGCAUAUUUUUACUCCCAAAUGCUGCUAUAUAUAGAGGGACAAUAGUCAUUGUGUCGUUUGACUGGUGGAUUGAUAGCAGCGCUGAAGAACUCCAAUAUGGUAGGUUCCUUCCUCCCUCCUUCCCUUCCCUAGGAGGCUAAGCAAAUUCAUCCUUAUAUUUAAUCUUGCGCAACCCAUGUCUUCUUUUCGCAAUCAGUUCCUUCCUUCUUCCUUUCCUCCUUGGUGCUGUGGCCAAAAAUUUAUUCUGUUUUGUGUUUUUUAACCAUUCUCCUUCAAUUACUAAGAAACAAAAAAAUUGCAUUUAAAAAUUAUCAAAGGGAAAAGAACAUUUUGGUGAUGUUCUUGGAGGUGGGAGGGGGGGCAGGGGUUUCAUUGCUUUCCAGGUGGCCAGGGGAGGCUUUUAUUUCAUGCUGCAAAUCAUCGUUCUGGCAGCCUGUGCUCUGCAGCCUCCUUGGGUGCCCAGGUUUCCUGAAAGCUUCAUGGAUAUCUUCAGCUGGCUUUUCUAUUGGAAGGUGGGGAGGCUGGCUGCUCUGUGCCUGACAGUCAUUCUUUUUUUUUAAGUGAAGUGGGUCAGUUUUAAAACAAUCAGUUCUGAAAGGGGUGGGGAUGGGGGUUAGCUAUAAGGAAAGAUUUCCCUUAAGAAGAAAUCCGUGACGGUGUUCAGUCUCAGGUGCUCAGAAGGCAGCCACCCCAGCUUCAAUAAGGAACAUAUGGAACUGCCUUAUACUAAGUCAGAGCAUUGGUCCAUGUAGCCCAGUAUUGUCUACACUGAAUGGUAGCUGCUCUCCAGGGUUUCAGGCAGGGUUCUCUACCAGCCCUGUCUGGAGAUACCGAGGAUUGUACUUGGGACCUAAGGGAAAUGCUCUAUCACUGAGCCAUAGCCUUUCGCCUGAAAAUAAUGCUCAGUUGGAAGAUAUUAGGAAGUAACUUCUCCCAUGGGGAUUUUUCAGAUCAGGGAGAUUAACAGAAAACAGGCUUACAGAUCAUCUAAAAUGCUAAGCCGUCUGCAACUGCUUUUCAGUAAACAAGAUAAAUAAGGGCGGGCAGCUAGGGAGGCUGCAGGGUGCUGGAUUAAUGUUUAAUAGAAAACUGGGGGGAGCCUUCUGAGUGCUUUGCAAGGUGGUCACCUCUCUAUGGUAAGAUACGUUCAAGGGUUAACCCACCAAAAUUCUGGAGGGAGAAAAAAAUGGGAGGCUCUUUCACAGGAGAAGAAAUGUUUUGAGAAGUGGAAGUUUGGGGAGCCUUCUACCCUUCACUGGAUGCUUUUAAGCAGAGGAUGGAUGACCAUCUGCCUGGGGUUCUUUAGCUGCAUUUUCUGCAUGGGGGGGUGGGCUGGAUGACCCUUGGGGUUCCUUCCAACUCUACAGUUCUAUGAUUCUCUCCAAGCAUAGCUGUCAACAUUUUCCUUUUUUUAAGGGAAAUUCCCUUAUUCCGAAUAGGAUUCUUCGCAAGAAAAGGGAAAAGAUGACAGCUAUGUCUCCAGGUCCUGUGAAGGCCUGCUCCCCUUCUUAUCUUUGUGGUUAUUUUGCAUUGUAAGCAGCUUUUUGUUCAUUUUUUAAAAUGGAAAGAGGGAUUAAUAAUAAUAAUAAUGAUGAUGAUGAUAAUGAUAAAUUUGUGCUUUAAAAAAUACUUUCUGAAGCACACAGAGUCUCAGGGAAGCAUCAAACAUGUUCAAAAUGGCAAAAAGGGUAGGGGGGAAAUCCAUUCCUAUCCCAAGUAAUGAUGGUAAUAUUCUUAAUGAAAGCAACCCGAGGACGUCUAUACAUAAGGAAACGAUCAUUCUUUAUUAAUCAGAGAGAAAUGUACAUGUAAUUAUGCCAAAUGAGCUCUGCAGGGAGGCUUUCCGCCCCUCACCCCUACCCCCCACUUCCCCCUCCCCACCUCUCACACUUUACGAUGUCUUAAAAGGAUUUAUAAAUAUUACUGGGGUUUUAUAGCAUCGUAAAGUUUCAGCUCUUUCUGUAAUGCUACUUUCAAACGAUUACUGGGAGACAAACCUCUGUUGUCAGAAGUAAGACAAUAAUCGCUGCAAGGCGGGGAACUGUGGCGGCCCUGAAUCUCGAGGGCUGGGGAAGGGGAAUCCUAGAAUAGCAGCUAUUCAGUCCUUCCCCUCUCCUCACUUUCUCCUCACAACAUCCCUGUGAGGUAGGUUAGUUUGGGAGAUAAGGGCUGGCCCCAAGAUCACCCAGCGAGCUUCAUGGCUGAACGGGCCCUAGCCCAACACGUCGCCUCACGGCCUCUACCACUUCGUUCUGAAGUAUGUAAUUUGUGCAAAUUUAGAAACAGUUCCCUUUGUGGUUUAACAAGCAAUCCUUCUUCACGUGGAAACUGUAACUGUGAGGGAAACAAGGGUCUCUUAACAACUCUAGCACCCUCAAUGAACUGCAGUUCCCAGGAUCCGCUGGGGGAAGCCAUGACUGUUUAAUAAUAAUAAUAAUAAUAAUAAUAAUAAUUUAUUAUUUAUACCCCACCCAUCUGGCUGGGUUUCCCCAGCCAUUUUGGGCGGCUUCCAACAAAACACUAAAAUACAAUAACCUGUUAAACAUUAAAAGCUUCCCUAAACAGGACUGCCUUCAGAUGUCUUCUAAAAGUUUGGUAGUUACCGUAUUUUUUUGCUCUAUAAGACUCACUUCCCCCCCCCCAAAAAAGUAAGGGGAAAUGUGUGUGCGUCUUAUGGAGUGAAUGCAGGCUGCGCAGCUAUCCCAGAAGCCAGAUCAGCAAGAGGGAUCGCUGCUUUCACUGCGCAGUGAUCCCUCUUGCUGUUCUGGCUUCUGAGAUUCAGAAUAUUUUUUUUCUUGUUUUCUUCCUCCAAAAACUAGGUGCGCCUUGUGGUCUGGUGCGUCUUAUAGAGCGAAAAAAAACGGUAUUUUCCCCUUUGACAUCUGGUGGGAGGGCGUUCCACAGGGCAGGCGCCACUACCGAGAAGGCCCUCUGCCUGGUUCCCUGUAACUUGGCUUCUCGCAGCGAGGGAACCGCCAGAAGGCCCUCGGCGCUGGACCUCAGGGUCCUGGCAGAACGAUGGAGGUGGAGACACUCCUUCAGGUAUACUGGCCCGAGGCCAUUUAGGGCUUUACAGCGGUUUACAGCGGUUAUUGUAGUACUUUAAAUGGGUGAACGUGGAGUUCAUCUUUUGGUAGCCGGUUCCUCAGCAAGUUCAUUGCAGAGGCAGCUGCCUCCCUGUUCUCUGUCCUGAAUCAUCCACUUUGCUUGGAGGAUCUCCAAGUUCAAGUCUUGUGAGGAGGAGACAAACUUCCUCCCUGUCCACUUUCAUGCGCUAGUUUCUCCUCAGACCCUACAAAUCUUCCGUCUGCCUUUUCUCCCUCUCCUGCUAAUCAGCUUCCUUGGAUGACCCCAUUGGGUUGUGGUGCUAUGAAAGAGAGAGAAAAACUUCAGUUCCUCCCCCCCCCCCACCUCCAUGCAUAAUUUUAUAGAUUUCCUCCCCCCCUUCCUCGUCUUUCCCCCCAUACUAAAAAGCCUCUAAUGUUAUAACCCUUCCAUGAAUGGAAGUCUUUUUCGGAUUAUUUAAAGAAAUACUAUAGUAUGAUGAAUUCACAAGCUGGAUUUGAGGAACAGGAGGAAUGAGAAAGCAUUGUAUUGUCGUUGCGGUGAGAGAAGAUAGGGUGCAGCAAGGGGGAGAAAUAAAAAAACACCAUGGAAAAUGGGGUGGGAAGUGGACAAAACCAAAGGAAAAAAUCAUUAUGUAUUGGAGUACGUAUGGGAUUGUUUUGAAAAUUUAAUAAAAUAUAACUGGGCUGCCAUACAUCCAGGAUUUCCCAGACAUAUCUGGGAUUGUUUGUCAGAAAUAUUAUCUGGACAGAACCCCCCCCCCCCACCUCAGGAAAAGCUCAACAAUUUUGCCAAAAAAUAUUUUUUGUGUCCGGAUUUUCAUUUUUUGAAAUAUGGCAACCCUGUGGGGGAAAUGUUAUAACCCUUCCUCAUAGGGGAAGUUAUUUCCCUAUUCCCUGGGAGAAGGCUACUGCCUUCCAACCCUGCUUUCCCGAAUGACCUGAAUGCAGGACUAGGCAAACCUUUUGUAAACCUCUGCAACAUUUUUCAGCUGGAAAUCGGGGUGUGUAUCUUUUGGUGCUGCGCUGCCACAUAAUUCAGCUGACUGCCUCCCCUGCCCCUGAGUUAGUUGGCUGCCUCCCCUGCCACAACUUCUCCCUGGCAGAUGCUCACUCCCUUUCCUCCUUGCUCGCUUCCUCUGCCUACGCCACACCUCAUGCCACCAUGACAGUGGUGGCAGCUUUGGCGGCAGCAGAGAGAAGCCAGGAAGAAGAAGAAGAGGAGGAGGAGGAGGAGGAGUUUGGAUUUGAUAUCCCGCUUUAUUACUACCCUAAGGAGUCUCAAAGUGGCUAACAAUCUCCUUUUCCCCUCCUCCCCCACAACAAACACUCUGUGAGGUGAGUGGGGCCGAGAGACUUCAGAGAAGUGUGACUGGCCCAAGGUCACCCAGCAGCUGCAUGUGGAGGAGCGGAGACGCGAACCCGGUUCACCAGAUUACGAGUCCACCGCUCUUAACCACUACACCACACUGGCUCUCAGUGUGAGCAAGAGCGCACAUCCACACCUCCGCUCCGGAGGGGAAAUGUCACCCCCAUGCGCAAGGGUUCAGCUUCAGGAGGGUUCCACCAAUAAGCGCAAGGACCGGCUUCUCCUCCUCUUCCUCCCGUGCUCAGCGGCAGUGUUGGAAGGGGGAAACGGGGCACUCCCGGAUGAAACCAGAAGCCAGGAUGGCUUCUGUAAUUCCCUGAAUGUCCCAGGAAAAUAGGGACCCUUGAAGGGUAUGUUUCUGUGACCCAUCAGUCGGGCAUGUUCUUAUUCAAAGAGGAUCGGGAGGUUGGGUCAAUUGAUGCCUAUCGGACAGGAUGGCUAAAUGGAACUUCCUUGUUCAGAGGAAGUCUAUCUCUGGAUGCCAGGUGCUGGGCACAGAUAACUAGGGGAUCCCAUCAGAUUUAAGCCUUGCUUGUGGGCAUUCGUUUGGCCUCCGUGGGGAAGAGUAUGCCAAAGCUUUGGUCUGAUGGGGGAGUGUUGUUGCCAUGGGCUCUUGCGGUCCACUUUUCUCCAGGGUAGAUAAUGAACUUCCUUGUUUAUUUCACGAAAUUUAUAUGCCAUAGCAUGAUAGAAUUGUAGAGUUGGAAGGGAUCCCCAGGGGCCAUCUAGUCCACCCCCACCCCCCGCAAUGCAGGAAUCAUGGCUAAAUAAUCCCCACCACUUUCCAAGCUUCUAUCCUGGCAGGCAGUUGCUUGCUGCCUGAAACUGAAGACAUUCCUUCCCCCCCCCCACUGUGCAUGCAAAUAAUUCCCCUUUCCUCCCACUGUCCCUAUGAAUUUCUUUCUUUCUUUCUUUCUUUCUUUCUUUCUUUCUUUCUUAACUCGGAACACAAAACUCUCUUUUCCAUUCUUGGAUCCCCCUAAACGUCACCUCGCCGGCAUCUCUGCCGUGACACCGUGAACUGAGGCAUAAGCCUGGAUUAGAUUUAUCAUCUAAUUAUAGCUAGAACUGGAAAAGGAGGAAUAAAAAAAAAUAAUGAUCAGAGGUAUGGAAUGCCGUCCAUAAAAGGAGAGGAUCAAAAGAUCGCAGCACACCGGAUCCAAAUGGAAUCCCGGGGGAGGGAAACAGAGAUGACGGCAGGACUCUCCAGGGGACUUCCAGCUCUUUCUAUGAGCCCAGGGUCCAAUCUAGUCCAGCGUCCUGUUCUCACAGUGGCCAACCAGAUGCCCCGAUGGGAAGCCCAGAGGCAGGAUUCGAACACAAGAGCCCUCUCCCCUCCUGAGGUUUCCAGCCACUGCUGUUCAGAAGCUUUGCUGCCUUCCACCAUGCUGCCGCUGACAGACACUUCCUCCAUGAAUUUCUCCAGCCCCCCCUCUUUUUAUAAAGCCAUCCAAGUUUGUGUCCAUCCCUGCCUCCUGUGGCAAGGAGUUCCAUAGUUUAUGCACUGCAUGAAGAAGUCCUUUAUUCCCCCACCCCACCCUGAAACUUCCAACAUGCAGCUUCAUUGGCUGUCUGCAAGUUUGUUUGUUUAUUGCAUUUAUAUCCCACCUUUUCCUCCAAGAAGUUCAAGGUGGUGUACAUGGGUCUCCCCCUCCUCAUUUAAUUCCCACAACGACCCUGUGAGGUGGGUCAGACUGAGGGGCAGUGACUGGUAAGCUUCAUGGCCAAGUGAAGAUUUGAACCCCGGUUUCCUAGGUCCCAGUCCAGCGCUCUAACCACUGCUCCACACUGCCUCUGGUUCUGGUCUUAGUUUUGUUUAGCCCCCUCUCUGCUGACACACACACAGUCUCCGUCCUGUCUCAGUCCCUGGAUGGCAAGGGUGAUUCACACAGUCUGCUCAACUGCGUCAGUCCAUUGCUCUCAUUUCUCCCCUUCUCUAAGCCCGGCAGCCAGGAGAAAUGCAAAGAAUUAUUGCAGAGAAAAUCCUUAACAAGGAUAAUGCAUCUUUGCAUCAACCUCUGGUUUUAUCUUUGCACACUGUUUCAUUUAUUUUAAAGUAUUUAUUUUAAAGUGUGGUGUUUUUUUUAACUCUUUGUUUUUCUUGAAUUUAAAAAUGACAGCAAUACAGAAUCCUCAAAAAUCCAGGUCCGUUAUUAUGACAUUUGUAACUUUUGGGGGCGGGGUGAAAGAGUGGCAGAAAAAGAGGGGGGAAGAAGGGGCCUACCCCACUCUAGCUCCAGCCAUGCCCCCCUUUUUACUGUGGUCCCAGUUACAACUCCUUUGAACCCCCUGACAGAUAACCGAGGAAAGGAAACAGAAAAAGGGUUUUGAUAAGAACUUUGUCGUCUCUCUCAAAACAAGAACAGCAACAAGAAACUCCUGACUCCUUUCCACCUGUUAUAAUUAGAUGGAGUUGGCUCCUGGGGGCUGAGGUCCCUUUGCGCGCCCCAAAAAAUAUUUGAGGGGGCUGGGUGUCCCCAAAUUUGAUGGGCAGUGCUAUUCAAAUGGUGUGCGUGAGCCGUGUCUCAUCAUCAAUAGUCAGGGCUUACCUGGGCCCUCCCAAUAUUACAUUUAAACUGGCACCCCGAUUAGGUCUCUCGCCACCUAGUGUCUAAACUAUAUAAUGACGCUAUCCACACAAAACUCCUCCUCUUUUUAAGGAGCACUUCCUCAUCGCAUACAAAGUCUCUGCGUUCAGAGCAAACUGGGAGAUCUUAUGUGCAAAAACAUUUGUGGGUUUUGUAUGUUGUCGUAAGUGAACGCCAUGUGAAUGCAACAAAGUUGUUGCGUGAUACAAAUUGUGUUGCAUUACAUAUACAAGUUUAAUGUGUACGUUUAGUCCAGCUAUGAUUGUGUGGGUGCUUACCUUAUUGAUAUUUGUCAUUAAGGUCUUAAUAUCUCAACAAGUACAAAUAUUAUCAUUUCUAUUAUUAACGUAAAAAUGAGAUCAUGUAUUCAUUUUCAACGAAGAUCAUGGCCACUGGGCCCAUCACCUCCUGGCAAAUAGAAGGGGAAGAAAUGGAGGCAGUGAGAGAUUUUACUUUCUUGGGCUCCAUGAUCACUGCAGAUGGUGACAGCAGCCACAAAAUUAAAAGACGCCUGCUUCUUGGGAGGAAAGCAAUGACAAACGUAGACAGCAUCUUAAAAAGUAGAGACAUCACCUUGCCAACAAAGGUCCGUAUAGUAAAAGCUAUGGUUUUCCCAGUAGUGAUGUAUGGAAGUGAGAGCUGGACCAUAAAGAAGGCUGAUCGCCGAAGAAUUGAUGCUUUUGAAUUAUGGUGCUGGAGGAGACUCUUGAGAGUCCCAUGGACUGCAAGAAGAUCAAACCUAUCCAUUCUGAAGGAAAUCAGCCCUGAGUGCUCACUGGAAGGACAAAUCCUGAAGCUGAGGCUCCAAUACUUUGGCCACCUCAUGAGAAGAGAAGACUCUCUGGAAAAGACCCUGAUGUUGGGAAAGAUGGAGGGCACAAGGAGAAGGGGACGCCAGAGGACGAGAUGGUUGGACAGUGUUCUCGAAGCUACCAGAAUGAGUUUGACCAAACUGCGGGAGGCAGUGGAAGACAGGAGUGCCUGGCGUGCUCUGGUCCAUGGAGUCACGAAGAGUCGGACACGACUAAACGACUAAACAACAACAAUUCAUUUUAUAUUCUGUGUCAAUAUUUUUUGCUGGUCUACCCUUGCUGGGGGGCCUGGUCCAGGGAAAGGGAAAUCACUGGGGCGGAUUGUAGUCUGUAAUGCUGCUGGACUCCAACUUUGAAGUGGAAUUCAUUUCAGUCUGAAUUCUCAUCAGGACCAGAGUCACACUCUGCCUGGGUGCCUGGGUAUAGUCCCCCUCCCAGGAUUAUUCUCAGGACCGCAAUACCUCAAAGACUGCCUCUUUCCAUAUGAACCUACCCGGACCCUGAGAUCAUCUUCUGAGCCCUCGUUUGUGUGCCUCCUCCUCAAGAGGUCCGGAGGGUGGCAACACGAGAACGGGGCCUUCUCUGCAGUGGCUCCCCAUCUGUGGAAUGCUCUCCUUGGGGAAAUUCACCUGGCGCCUUCAUUAUACACCUUUAAGUGCCAGGCAAUAACGUUCCUUUUUAACCAGGCCUUUGCUUGAUCUGAUUUACAUCCUAUAGCCUUUUAAAAUGUGGUGGAGUUUUCUUGGUGGGGGGCUAUUGGGUUGUUGUUUUUAUUAGGUAUUUUGUGGUUUUAUAACUUCAUUUUAUUCUGUGAAUCACCCUGAGACUCUUGGGUAUAGGGCGGUAUAUAAAUUCAAUAAAUAAUCAUCAUCAUCAUCAUCAUCAUCAUCAUCAUCAUCUCAUUCUUAAUUUGCAGGCACCCAAAAUGGCCAGACACAAGAAGGAAGGAGGUGGUUCCAAUGUAUUCUCUAUGUUUGAUCAAAGCCAGAUCCAAGAAUUUAAAGAGGUAAGUUCUACCUAAGGCUGUGCAAAACACUUGACCUUGGGAUGUGUGAGGAUUUCGUUUGGUCUGUGUUCUUAAGCAAAGCAACCUGAUUUGCACUUGCUCAACUAAUACAUGGACCACAAUGAAGUUAGCCUUAUUUAUUUAUACAUACAUACAUACAUACAUACAUACCCCGCCCAUCUGGCUAGGUUUCCCCAGCCACUCUCCACUCUGGGUGGCUUCCAACAAAAUAUUAAAAUACAAUGGUCUGUUAAAAAUUAAAAGCUUCCCUAAACAGGGCUGCCUUCAGAUGUCUUCUAAAAGUCUGGUAGUUGUUUUUCUCUUUGACAUCUGAUGGGAGGGCUUUCCACAGCGUGGGUGCCACUACCGAGAAGGCCCUCUGCCUGGUUCCCUGUAACUUGGCUUCUCGCAGGGAGGGAACCGCCAGAAGGCCCUCGGGGCUGGUCCUCAGUGUUCGGGCAGAAUGAUGGGGGUGAAGAUGCUCCUUCAUGUAUACAGAACAGAGGCCGUUUAGGGCUUUAAAGGUCGGCACCAACACUUUGAAUUGUUCUCGGAAACGUACUGGGAGCCAAUAUAGAUCUUUCAAGACCAGUGUUAUGUGGUCCCGGUGGCCACUCCCAGCCACCAGCCUAGCUGCCGCAUUCUGGAUUAGUUGUAGUUUCCGGGUCACCUUCAAAGGUAGCCCCACAUAGAGCGCAUUGCAGUAAUCCCAGCAAGAGAUAACCAAAGCAUGGACCACUCUGGCGGGACAGUCCGCGGGCAGAUAGGGUCUCAGCCUGCUUACCAGGUGGAGUUGGUAGACAGCUGCCCUGGACAUAGAAUUAACCAACGCCUCCAUGGACAGCUGUGAGUCCAGAAUGACUCCCAGGCUGCGCACCUGGUCCUUCAGGGGCACAGUUACCCCAUUCAGGACCAGGGAGUCCUCCACACCAGCCCGCCUCCUGUCCCCCAAUAACAGUGCUUCUGUCUUGUCAGGAUUCAGCCUCAAUCUAUUAGCCGCCAUCCAUCCUCCAACCGCCUCCAGACACUUCUCCAAAUUUCGUCAUAUUGUUCUUGGCUCAAAAAAACGUAGCAAAGUGCAUAUAAAAUGUGUAUUUUAGUUUUGAAAGCAUACGCAAAGUGUUGAACCCAUUGAAGUUUUAUUCACUGCACAGGUGUUGAAAUUAAUGGACCCCAGUUAGCCGUUUACGAAAUGCGGAAGGAUACAGAGGGUUUUCCGCCUUGUUGGAUUCAACACAGUUAUAAGCAAUAUCCCCCACCCCUAAUCUCUCACUCUUUGUAUUUUACAAUAGGCCUUCACAAUCAUGGAUCAGAACCGAGAUGGCUUCAUUGACAAGGCUGACUUGAGAGACACCUUUGCUGCAUUGGGUAAAAAGCACAAACUUUUUGGUGUACUGGCAUCUAAUAUGUAUUUUGGAAAGUUGUUUGUUUGCUGUGCGUUUGGAUGUCUCUUAGGAUAUUGGUCACCACAUUAUUUUGAUUUUAAUCCUAUUUUAAGCUGUAUUUCAGCCGAUUGCUGAAUUUUAUGUCUUAAUGUAUUAUAUAUUUUGAUGUUAGCCACCCUGAGCCUGGUUCUGACCGGGAAGGGCAGGAUAUAAAUGAAAUAAAAUUAUUAUUAUUAUUAUUAUUAUUAUUAUUCACGAUCAUUCCUGAGAUUGAGGAGCAGGUUUUCAUCUAUGUUUGGAUCGAAUUGGAUACCGUUUUGAAUCAAGAUGGAAGACUGAACCUUCUUGUGUUAGUUGGUUUAUACUAGCCAAUCAGAGACGACACAGAAAAUGAGAUGGUGCCAUUUGUGUAUGAAGUGUUGAAUAAACACUCCCAAGUUUAUUUCACCAUAUGGUAAACCCAGCCAACCCGGGUCUGCAAUUUUGCACCAAAGGUUUAACAUUAUUUCUAAUUCCAGUUUAUUUUUUUUUCAAGCCUGCCACUCCACCAAACCAAUAAAUUUCUGCCAAAACCUCAGGUGCUGCCACUUCUGGGAUCAUUAGUUAGAAGGCAAUAACAUCUGCCAAUAAACUGAUUUUCCCUUCACCCGUAACCUUUGUAAUUUGGAGUCAUUCUAUAUCCUGUGGCCUUCUUCUUGUCCCGACAAUUCUUGAGUUUUCCACCGUGUCCCUGGGUUCAAAAUAUGAGCAGUGAUUUCAUUCUCUUAAGGUUUUUACACUUUGCUGCAAGCUCUAUUCAACUUUGAAGAAAAGAAAAUAUUAGGUUAGAGAUUUUGGACCGGUGGUUUGCGUAUCAUUCGUUCAGGUGCAUGUGCAGAUCUCUGGGUGAUGUCACACACCUACAGCUAUAUAAUUCUUCAUGGCUGAAUGCCACCAUUUCCAUUUAGUGUGACAAGAACACUCUUCUAUCAUAGGUCGCAUGAAUGUCAAGAAUGAAGAGUUAGAAGAAAUGAUCAAGGAAGCUCCAGGGGCCAUUAACUUCACCGUCUUCCUUACUAUGUUUGGUGAGAAGCUCAAAGGUAAGCGGAAACCAGUGGUCAAAUGGCAUGCGCGAAUCUCUAUUUACAAUCAGUUCCCAGAAUCCUCUGCAUGGGGCGGACCCAUGGCAGUUUAACUGGUGUGGAGGGACCCUGGCUCAAUGGCAGAGCACAUGUUGCAUAUGUAGAGGUCCUAGGUUCAUUCCUUGGCCCUCCAGUCAGAAGGACCCGAUAGCAGGUAACAUGGAAAAAUUGUCAGGAGCUCGUCCUACACUCAAGUAGGACCCUGGUAGAGUCACAUGUCCAACUGGCAUGUUCUCUCCCUCCUGGUCGAUCAUUCGGGAGCUUCAAAAGCUUUCUUCAGCCCAAACAUCACAGCGACCGAUGCCAACGGACAUCGGCACACUUAGGGAUCCACAGAGUCUUCGCAGUUCGCGUGACAGACCUCAGCAACUCAGCAUUUUGGCUAAUCUACUUUAUUUACAUAUAAACACACACGGAGCACUGAACAUGGCUCUCUCUCUCUAGGAUUAGACAGCAAAAAAGAAGAAAGAAAGAAAAGAACAAAGGACAAUAGUCCCACUUCAUGGAACACAGUAACACAAACAUCCUGUCUCCGACACGUCCCACUCUGUGGAGUCAAAACACACACCGUCAUGUGAUAGACAACAAUCCCAUGACUGCAAUCACGGAGCAGGAAUUCUAACAAAAAUGACUUGUUUGAACCAACAGAGUAAUGAGCACCAGGAUAGAUGGACAAAAAGUCUGACCCUAGAGAAGGCAGCUGCUGGUGUUGGUAUGAAUCCGAGGUAUGCUUGGAGUGUAGUUUUGCAACCUGCAAUUCUUUGUUCAUGGAGCGAUGGUUCAGGUAUACAUGCCAAUGUCAUGGACUGGUUGAAUUCAGAGGAAUGGUGAGUCAGCUGGGGAGCAGUGGCGGAGCAAGCUGUUCGGGCGCCUGUGGCGGUGCGCAUGCCUUGCACCCAGGGGCAGGGCCAGCCACCCGUGGGGCGAGCCGGGGCAGGACUCUCCGGAGGGCCUCCGAGGAGUCUGGCUGCCUCCUUCCACUCAGCCACCCUACAACUGAGAGGGAGGCAGUGGACAGACCAUUUGGGGCAGCGCGGAGCCUGCAGGUGCCCAAGCCACUGCGUCACUCCCAGGAGAGACCUGUAGCUUGGGCACACUGCGGGCCCUGUGGUGAGUGCCCAAGGCAUUUUGUCACACACACCCCUCAGUGGUGACACCCGGGGUGACUCACCCCCCUGCCCCCUUCCUCUGCCCCUGCUGGGCAGCCCCCCAAGGGAAGAAGGCUCAGAGCUGGGGAAUUGGUGGUGGGACGACAAUUAGCGGUCAGAGGGAGAAGUGGGAGAAGACUGGGGAGAAGUGGUGUCAGAAGCUGAAGAGGUAACAGGGCUUAGUGAGCGGGGAGAAUCAGUGGCAGAGAGAAGACCAGAAGCGGAGGCAGAAGCAGAGGCUGGAGAGGAGGGAGGCCAAGAGGGAGAGAUGAGUCUGGCUAGUGAAGAGGCACGGGUGUCUCCCUCUCCUUCCGCGACCAGCUCCCCUCCCCCAUGGUCUCCCAGGACAAGAAGUGGCAUGAAAUGAGAAGAGCAAAGACAGGCAUGCAGGCUUGGUCUCAGAUUGCUUGGGGAAAACCCUGGAGGUGAGGAUCUUCAGUCUCUGCAACUGCUUCAUGGGGGCAAGACCUAUGAAAUAAGAGUUGCUGUGCUCCUUAGGCCUGACCCUCCAGUGCAGAUCCUGUUUUUUUCUAAUAAAAAGUUAAGUCCACUUACUUUGUACUGGUGGCUGGCUCACUUGGGACAACACACACUUUUGCAUAUAGGCGCCAUCCCUGGAACGUAACCCCCACGCAAGACGCGAUCGUACUGUACUGAACAGGAUGGACCAAUGGUAUGACUCAGUAGAAGUCCACUUCCUCUGCUGCUGUUUCGCUCUGCCUAGCCAGUUUGGUAUCUCUCAAAUUUGUUUAAAAAAUAAUCAGUGUUGCGGCGGUGUCCUCCCUCCCAUACUGUCUUUGGGUGGAAAAAAAUAAAAGAAGCAGUUUGUAGUCUGUAAUCCUACUGGACUCUUGAGCUUUGAAGUGGAAUUCUGCGGCAAGCAUUCCCUAUUGAUUAGCUGGUGCACAAAGUGGUCUCUUUGAGGACAGCGCGGCAUCUCUGCGUGGUAUACAAAUUGCAUUUCCUCCAACUCUUUGUGGAGCAGAGGCCCAUGUGGCUGACAUUAACACAGAAUGCUUUCGGGAGGGUGGGUGUGUUUGCUGCUCAUCUGGCAGUGGGAUAUAUAUCACUAACCAAAGUUUCCAGCUUCUUCCUAGAGUUCCAGCUCUCUCUCCCCUUGCUCCUGCGCUGACAAUGCUUUGAUGGCUUUAACAGAUUUCUAGCACAGCUAAUUGUAUAAAUCAUUGUCAUCGUCAUCAGUAAUUACCUGCCCUUCACUCAAAGGUCCUUGGAUGCAUUACAAUGUUAAAACACAAUAUUAAAAACAGUUGAAAGCAAUUUACAAUCCCUACAGUGUCAUCGUGUCUACAGACCUGGGAUAGCUCAGUCGGUAAAGCAGGAGACUCUUAAUCUUAGGGUCAUGGGUUCUAGCCUCAUGUUGGGCAAAAGAUUCCUGCAUUGCAGGGGGUUGGACUGGAUGACCUUUGGGGUCCCAUCCAACUCUACAAUUCUAUGAUUCUAAAGUGACUUGUGCUGGGCUUAUGUUCCAGGGAUUUUCAAAAAUGUGCAUAGCCGAACCACCCUCGUAUGGCCAUCCUUAGCUUUCAAGCAAGGCAGAGAGCUUUUAAGAGUUGCUUACCAGGCUCUGGUAGGCUCUUCUGCGGGCUCUUGGAGGACCGUUUGUGAAAUAUACUCAGAGUCGAGAGUGGAUUUCAUGCUCUUUAUUCAGCUCAUAGUGGUGAGGAGGAAUGAAUGUCCCCUCAAAGUAUCUGCUUUAUAUACAUUAUUUACACAAUGGACUGCACGUGAUUGGCUAAUUCCAGAAUUCUCCUGUAGGCCAAUCAGGUUGUGGAUUCACUUCCAUCUGGAGCCGGAUUGGGUGGUUCCUGCAGACCAAUCAUACUGCUGCGUUGUUCUAGGACCAAUCAGACUGCUGCAUUCUGAAUCCUAUUGUUCUAGGACCAAUCAGACUGCUGCAUUUUGGAUCCUAUUGUUCUAGGACCAAUCAGACUGCUGCAUUUUGGAUCCUAUUCAACUCAGUACAUAACAGUUUGAGUCCCCACAAUAUCUCACAAGAGCCUCCCAAAGCCUGAUAAGCAAGUCUGAGAACUUAACAAGCUCUUUCCGCAGCGGGAGAACCCGGCUCAAAGGAGUUUUCAAGCUCUCUGCCUUGCAAGCAAUUAAUUUGCGGGGUUUCAAAUAACCCAAGAUAAUUGUGCACAAGACAUGAUAGUACUGUAUCUGCUAUUGGCAUAUAAUUUCUGGGGGAUGCAUAGCCAUGGAUCUUCCCUUCUUUCUUUUUACAACCUACCCCCCCCAAACCCCCAACAACCACCAAGCUUUCUCUCUCUUUCCCUGUGGGCUGCCCCACAAACCUAGAAGGUGGCAGUGGCUGGGUUCAGGUAGGUAGCCAUGUUGGUCUGUCAGAGUCAUAAUAAAUAACAAGAUGAAUUUUAUUAUUAUUAUUAUUAAGGGAGUUCUUUUUGGAUCAUCUUUUAAUAAUUUUUUUUUAGAAAAAACUUUAAUCUUGUUAUUUAUUAAUCUUGACGGGGUGACAUUCCUUCUACUCCACACUUAUUAAAAGCACGGGAUCCAUAGCUGUCAACUUUUCCCUUUUCUUGUGAGGAAUCCUAUUCGGAAUAAGGGAAUUUCCCUUAAAAAAAGGGAAAUGUUGACAGCUAUGACGGGAUCUUUGUCCACCUGACAAAGUGGAAGGUGUGCAAAGGAGGGCAGCCUGGAAAUCUAGCCUUAUGAAGAAUGGUUGAGGGAGUUGGGGAUGUUUAGUCUGGGGAAGAGAAGACAGAGAAGAGACAUGAUAGCCAUUUUCAAAUACCUGAAGGGCUGUCACAUGGAAGAUGGAGCGACCUUGUUUUCUGCUGCUCCAGGGCGUAGGAGCCAAACCAAUGGUUUAAGUUACAAGAAAGGAGAUUCCGCCUGAACAGCAGGAAGAACGUUCUGGCAGUAGGAGCUGUUCAGCAGUGGAACAGACUCCCUUGGAAGGUGGUGGACUCUCCUCCUUGGAACUUUUAAAGCAAAUGUUAGAUGACCACCUACCAAGGAUUCUUUAGUUGUGAUCCCUGUAUUGCAGAGAGUUGACUCUUGGAAUCCCUUCCAACUCUACAAUUCUAUGAUUCUGUGAUGCUAGCAGAGGAUAGGAGAAGCUGUCAACAUUUGCCAGUGCCUGUACCUCCAGUCUAUGCCAACCAGCAGAGACUGGUCGGCAUAUUUUCCUGGUAUUUUAGCAAUAAAUACUUGUUUCACGUAGCAGCAAAGGAACCAGUUACCUUUACCCUUUAUAACAAAGAACAAGGAACACCCAAAAACAUGAGUGCGUUUCUUAAGGGAUGUACUGUGCGAAAUUAAAAGGAAGCUAUUAAACCACAGAGCCUAGGACUUGCCGAUCAAAAGGUCGGUGGUUCGAAUCCCCAUGAUGGGGUGAGCUCCUGUUGCUCGGUCCCUGCUCCUGCCAACCUAGCAGUUCAAAAGCACUUCAAAGUGCAAGUAGAUAAAUAGGUACCGCUCCGGCGGGAAGGUAAAUGGCAUUUCCGUGCGCUGCUCUGGUUCGCCAGAAGUGGCUUAGCCAUGCUGGCCACAUGACCCGGAAGCUGUACGCCGGCUCCCUCGGCCAAUCAAGCGAGAUGAGCGCCGUAACCGCAGAGUCGGCCAUGACUGGACCUAACGGUCAGGGGUCCCUUUACCUUUACCUUAUCUGAGGAAUCAGUCUGUUGUAUUUUCCCAAACUGCUAGAGUGCUAAUCAGCAAAUUAUUCUGCAAACAUGCAACAGUUUGCAGUCUUUAUAUUAAAGCACCUGAACUUGUCCACCUCCCAUUAUUUUUAUCCUUGAGAACAAAUACAUUUUUUAAAAGGGGAGAACACAGGAAUCUGCCAUAUACUGAAUCAGACCAGCUUCCUAUUGUCCCCAGAGAAUCUCUGGAGCUUUAGGCAUCUUACCUGGAGAUGCUGGGCAUUGAACCUGUGACCUUCUGCAUGCAAGGCAGGUGUUCUGCCACUGAACUACAGCCUUUCCCUCUGUAUCAUUUUCUCUGUUUCUGAUGUUCAGAGCUGUUGCUUCUUUGAGCCAAUGUGGCACCAUCCACACACACACAAGAGAGGUUUGAGCAGUAUGGGGAGAAUGUCAAAGUGCACAGGAGUACAGAAACUUGUAAUGAGGGAUGGGGAGCCCUCAGGGAUAAUCCCCAAUGUGAACUGAGCAUGCCCAGUGACCUUCCAAUGACUCAGCCUCUAAAAUGUGUGGGUGAGGGGGGUGGAGAAGAAGUCUUCACUAAGUGCUGAAAAACUAUCAGGCUCAGCUCCUGGGGGAAAGGGUUCCACAUUUCAGGUGCCACAAUUAUAAAGGCCCUGCUAUGGAUUACCAGCAGCCUCCCUCUCUGAAAGAGCGUGUUACCUACGACUUAAGUCUUGUCGAUUCCUGUGGGUAUAGACGUGGGGUGUGUGUGUGCAGCAAUGCAGUAUGUACAUCAAGGAAAAAUGCUCACAUAACUGUGUGUGUUAAGGGAAAGCAGGCACAAAAUUCAUUAUAUGGGGGGAAACGGCUUGCAAAAAUGUGCACCUAGCAGAAAAAGUCUUCAAAAAUGUGUAUAUUGUUAAUAUGCAUGAAAAUUGGUAUGAAUGUACGUUUGUCCCUUCCCCAACAGUGCAAGUAGCAACCUUUCUCCACAAGGCAUAUUUAUAAAAGGGAUGCGGGUGGCACUGUGGUCUAAACCACUGAGCCUCUUGGGCUUGCCAAAGGUCGGCGGUUGGAAUCCCCGUGACAGGGUGAGCUCCCGUUGCUCUGUCCCAGCUCCUGCCAACCUAGCAGUUCGAAAGCAUGCCAGUGCAAGUAGAUUCUUCUUCUUUGGCGAUCACCAGUAAGAUUGUCUUCCAUAAACACGGUUUUAACAAUGAGUCUGUAAGUGACUGUGGAGGCCAAUUCUGGCCUUCCAUAGUGGGGACAUUGGUUUCCAGGUGGGAAUUGCACCAGAAGCAGUUUAGUCAUGCUGACCACGUGACCUGGAAAGUUGUCUGUGGACAAACGCUGACUCUCUCAGCCUGAAAGCGAGAUGAGCACCACAACCCCAUAGUCACCUUUGACUGGACUUAACCAUCCAGGGGUCCUUCACCGUUUACCUUAUAUUUAUAAAGUUGAGGCAGGCACCUCUCCAAUUCUGGGCCCCUACAUGGCUGUCCAGUUAAUUUUUUUAUAUAUAAUUUUUCUUUAUCAUUUUCCAUUGCAAUGUUUCACAUUUCAUUGAAUAUAACCGUACCUUCAAUCAUUGACUUCCCUUCCCCCCCCCUUCCAUGGCUCUAUUUAUUUAUCCAUUAAAACUGCAUAUUGUGAUUUCCCCAUAUAUUCAUAUUUCUCCGUUCCCCCUAUAUAUAUAAUACUUUACACUGCUGACUUUACACUAACCCUGCUAAAGUUUUAACCAGAUUAACCUGAUUCUUCAGCUAUUCUCCAAACAUUUCCCACUUGUCCUUAAAUACUCCAUUUUCCUGAUCUCUUAUUCUAUUAGAUAAAUUUGCUAAUUCUACAUAUUCUACUUCUCCUGUGUUGCUAUUGUUCUCUCGGUUGCCCAGUUUCUUGGUAGGACUGAGAUGGGACUGUUGGUGGCUUAAGUGUCAGUUCUGUUCUCUGUAAUGGUAAAGGUACCCCUGGCCAUUAGGUCCAGUCACGGACAACUCUGGGGUUGUGGCGCUCAUCUCGCUCUAUGGGCUGAGGGAGCCGGCGUUUGUCCGCAGACAGCUUCCGGGUCAUGUGGCCAGCAUGACUAAGCCGCUUCUGGUAAAACCAGAGCAGCACACAGAAAUGCCGUUUACCUUCCCGCCAAAGCGGUACCUAUUUAUCUACUUGCACUUUGACAUGCUUUCAAACUACUAGGUGGGCAGGAGCUGGGACCGAGCAACGGGAGCUCACCCCGUCGCAGGGAUUCGAACUGCCGACCUUCUGAUCGGCAAGCCCUAGGCUCAGUGGUUUAGACCACAGCACCACCCGCGUUCUCCAUAGGCGACUGUGAAUGUUGAUAUAGGGAUCAUUUUCUAGGAUAAUGCAGAAAUUAACGGUCUGGUCUUCUUCUGUAAGCAGCACAGGAGGUUGCAGUAUGAUGAGGGUGAUAGAUUGCGUAUGUAUGCGUGCACACACGUAUGUGACAAUAUUCGUGGGGAGCCCUAAUGUGAUAAGUGGUAAAAGUUGGCUCUUUAGUUACACAGAUGAUUGGAAAAUGGAGAUCAUUUAUUUACUGUUAGCAUGUGACUUGCUGGGCUUGCAUGAGUCGUCUGGGCUACCAACAAUGCCCAGUGCUCACCGCUGGAGUAUGUUCACACAUUCAUCUGCCAGUCCUCAAGUGCCCAGUAAUUGAGUGGAGUGAAAUCAGAUUAAGUUAUGUUCAUAUGUGGUGUGAACCAGCAGAUACAUGUGUGCACAGAAUUAUUGGAAAUAUAAAUCUCUGCUUGUUCCCCUUAUAGGCACAGAUCCGGAAGAGAUCAUUCUGAAUGCUUUCAGGGUUUUCGACAGAGAAGGAAAAGGUCAUGUGAAAGCAGAUUAGUAAGUUUUCACUUCGUUUUGAAUCUCUUCCCCAUGUUAAUUUCGCUUCUGUCAAGUUUGUGACUCAUUGCCAGUCUGUUGUAUUGCACUGCCCAAUGGCUGGAUUCCUGUCCUGUGGAAUUCCAGAUUCUGUGAGCAGUCAUAGAAUCAUCAAAUCAUGGAAUGGUAGAGUUGGAAGGGACCCCAACGGUCAUCUAGUCCAACCCCCUUCAAUGCAGAAAUCCCAGCUAAAGCAUUCAUGACAGAUAGCCAUCCAACCUCUGCUUAAAGACCUCCAAGGAAGGAGAGUCCAUCACCUUCUGAGGGAGACCGUUUGCUGUCACCAAUAAAGGUCUGGGCCAGUUUUAACCCAUCUUCAGCCUCUAUUUGCUCCCAUGCACGCUACUCUGCGCUGCAGACACAAAUUAAUCCCCAUGUAAACAAGAGUCUCCUCCAGCACCAUAAUUCAAAAGCAUCAAUUCUUCGGCAAUCAGCCUUCUUUUUGUGAGAGCUGGACCAUAAAGAAGGCUGAUAGCUGAAGAAUUGAUGCUUUUGAAUUAUGGUGCUGGAGGAGACUCUUGAGAGUCCCAUGGACUGCAAGAAGAUCAAACCUAUCCAUUCUUAAGGAAAUCAGCCCUGAGUGCUCAUGGGAAGGACAGAUCCUGAAGCUGAGGCUCCAAUACUCUGGCCACCUCAUGAGAAGAGAAGACUCCCUGGAAAAGACCCUGACGUUGGGAAAGAUGGAGGGCACAAGGAGAAGGGGACGACAGAGGACGAGAUGGUUGGACAGUGUUGUCGAAACUACCAACAUGAGUUUGACCAAACUGCGGGAGGCAGUGGAAGACAGGAGUGCCUGGUGUGCUCUGGUCCAGGGGGUCACGAAGAGUCGGACAUGACUAAACGACUGAACAACAACAAAUUCCAUACCCUCUAACACUUCUCUGAAGAAAAAGGGAUGUUCUAAAGAAAAGUGGACAUUCUUGGAUCAAAUCAGAAACUGGGACGGCUUCUGUAAAUCCAGGACUGCCCCUGGAAAACAGGGACACUUGGAUGGUCUGCACUCCUAGAGGGGCAUGCAAUUGGAUGUGCCUGCCUUCUGUUCUUGUCCGUGAGCUCACCUGUGGAUGUGAGGUUGGAUCCACAAUGACUUCCUGCGUUGCUCAGGAAACGAAGCAUUGCUUCUGCAAACAGGAUAUGGAAGGAAGGAGAGGGCUCUGGCGUCAUGUAUGUGCAGGUCUCUCAUAUACGCACAUUCCUUGCAAACAAGCGGGGAAGGAAAUGGGAUAUUCUGGGCUUUGAAAAUGUGGACUUUGGAGAAGGUGGUUGGCCACACUUUAAAUAUAGCUAAUUUCCGUCACGGUCCAAGUUGGUGCAAAUUUGUGGAGUGCUGUUUCGUAUCAACAAGACUGUUAUUGGACAGCUGUGGGAAGCAUAAUCGCAACGCUGUGCUCUCUUGCUUGUGAGUAAACCUCAUAAACGUCAAGGGAACUUUGCAACCUGAAUCGCCAAACUUUUCCAAAUGCCAUGCCAGUUUUUGUUUUGUUUGCCCACCUUGGAAGGAGGCUGUUGUUGAGCUUCAACAUCACAAAGGACGGUGUGCCCAAUCUCUUUCUCAUCUAUCUCUUUUUGUGGUAAGAGUAUGGUGUUUAAGGCAAUAUAGAUAUCACAUAUCUUUGCCAUCACAUUCAAAAUCAGUUCCAAAACUCCCAAAUGAGUCACAUUUUCCAAGUGAGAGGUGAAAACACGCAGUGGAAAAAAUGAAAUGCCCCAAAAGGAUGUUAAUUAGAUGAAGGUUCUUAUUAAAAGGUCAGUCACCGCCAAUGGAGGUGUGGGGGGGAGAAUUGUGCUGUUGUCUUUCCUUCUUCGCAUGGAGAAAUGCUAUUAAUGAAUAGCAACCAUCGCCUUGAAAGCAGAAAGACUUUCAAAGGGAUGUGUGAGCCAUGCUAAAAAAAUUAUUAGAGUCAAAUGUCUAAAUGCUGGAAUUAUGUGAAAUGAGGCUGAGCAUCAAAUGCAGCCAUGGGAUUGAUUUAAUGGUUUGUUAUGUAAUGAUUGACAUUACCCUUGGGUCUAAUAAGAAAACAGUAUGUUCUGUUGUGUGGUGAUGAGCUAAUGAAAUUGUCUUGUUACUUUGGCUAGGUUGGGCAGGGACCGUUUUUGGUGGGGUGUUGUGGGUGUCCUUUUCCAGCAAGAAAAACCCUGCAGUUACGAAUUACGCAUUUAUAUUCCACUUUGUAUUAUGAAAUUGUGGGUGCCCUUGAUCCUCCUCUCCCAGGAUAAGACUAGAAGUGGCAUUAACUGUGUGGGUGCAGGUAAAGUAGGAGGGGGAGCAUUGUGUAGUGGAUAGAGCCGCUUCAGCCCCUUCAACACUUUCCCUGAUGUGCUAGUUCUCUACAUGCAGGGACAGUUUUUGUUUUUGUUUUUGUUUGUUUUUGUUGUUGUUGUUGUUUAGUCGUUUAGUCGUGUCCGACUCUUCGUGACCCCAUGGACCAGAGCACGCCAGGCACGCCUGUCUUCCACUGCCUCCCGCAGUUUGGUCAAACUCAUGCUGGUAGCUUCGAGAACACUGUCCAACCAUCUUGUCCUCUGUCGUCCCCUUCUCCUUGUGCCCUCCAUCUUGCCCAACAUCAGGGUCUUUUCCAGGAGUCUUCUCUUCUCAUGAGGUGGCCAAAGUAUUGGAGCCUCAGCUUCAGGAUCUGUCCUUCCAGUGAGCACUCAGGGCUGAUUUCCUUAAGAAUGGAGAGGUUUGAUCUUCUUGCAGUCCAUGGGACUCUCAAGAGUCUCCUCCAGCUCCAUAAUUCAAAAGCAUCAAUUCUUCGGCAGUCAGCCUUCUUUAUGGUCCAGCUCUCACUUUCAUACAUCACUACUGGGAAAACCAUAGCUUUAACUAUACGGACCUUUGUUGGCAGGUGAUAUCUCUGCUUUUUAAGAUGUGUCUAGGUUUGUCAUAAUAGGACAUCCUUAUUUUCAUCACAGAAAUGUUGGAGGAUAUGGGAUUGGGAGUUCAGUUGCCUCUCCUCUUUCGACUUACUUGUCAAUCUUCAACCAACAAUCAAAGGAGGUUUCUAGCAUGUGAACUUAAGGGUGUAAUAGGCCAGUUUUCAGUUCGAUUCUGUGUUGCAGUGGCCUUCAGAUACUCUUUGUCCCAAGAGGGAAUUUUCUGUUCCUCCCUUUUUCAAAAUGAAGAGGAUUGUUCUCCAUAAUUAGAGAGUCCACUCAGGGGCGGAGGAAGCGGGGCGCGGUGGGGGCGGCACGCCCCGGGUGUCACCACUGAGGGGGGUGACAAAAUGCCAGGCGGCACGCACCGCGGGGCCUGCAGCGCGCCUGAGUCACAUCUCUCUCCUGGGAGUGACGCAGUGGCUUGGGCUCCCGCAGGCUCCGCGCUGUCCCAAACAGUCCGCCUGCCACCUCCCCCUCAGCUGUAAGGCGGCUGAGGGGGAGGAGGCAGGAAAACUCCCUGGAGGCCCUACAGAGCAUCCUGCCCUGGCUGGCCCCGCCCCUGGGCGCAAGGCACGCCCACCGCCCCAGCCACCCAAUCGGCUUCCUCCGCCGCUGAGUCCACUAGCUUAGAAAGAUCAGAAUUAGGUGCCUAAGGAACUUCCACUUUCCUUUUGUUUAAGUGCAAAGAGUAGGAAGAUCCAGUUGUGAGUCUCAAUUGUUUCUUCCCCAAGGCUGCAGGAGACAGUCUGAUGGAGCCACAGAAGGAUCAAAUCCUUCUUGGAUCUUCAUCCAGACAUCACUGAUGUUGCCCACAGCCCCACCGCCCUCUUCUUGAGGCUACAAUGUGCGCCAGAUUAUCUCAAUUAACGCACAACUUGUUCCAUGCCAUUUCGUUUUUGGAAAAAAAGAAAGCGCAGCUCUCUGUGACUUACUAGGAAACCAAAUAUUGGGACUGAAAAUAUUGGAACGAGCUGAAACUGGCCGCGACAGAUACCAUCAGGACCCCAGGGCAGGAGCUGUUUUUAUAAACCCAGUUUGUUUCUAUGUGUCUGAUUUUGGGGGUUGUUGUCUCCUCCCUCCCCGCAAAGCAACAAGUAAUAUGGAAAACAACAACUGCAGGGAAGCUCACGGCUUCUUAGUUAGGAAAAUCUGAGUCUUUGUUUCUCUAUAAAAUAAAUAAUGGAAACUGUUGGGUUCUUUACUCAGUCCUUCUUAUGUGUAAUGGUGCCAGAGGCUGCCGUGCUGUGCUUCUGAAGCUCAAAAUUGUAUUUGAUCCUCCUCCUUCGCCACCACCACCUCAGCCACCCCCGCCGCCCCCAAUCUGGCCUCACAUUCUUUCCAAAAACACUGGAUGCAUGUGAACAGAAUAUGCCAAGUGACAUUGGUUGCUUUCUGAAAGAGAGAGAGAGAGAGGACGGAGCCUCUUUGGAAACCAAAUCAAUAGAAGAGUCUUGCGGCAGAAGGUUUCAUGGACUGGAGUCAACAGAUUAAGGACAGUUGCCAGAUACAGACAGGUGGACACAGAGGAGGAAAAAUGGAAACAGUGGAAACAGUGAGACCAAAAGUGGCUCGUCUUGUCCAGCAUCCCAUUUCUCUUGGUGGCAAAACAGAUUAUAAGAACUUGGGAAGUCUGCCUUCAAAGAGAAUGAGUUCCAGUUCCAGUUCUCCCCUUCCCAAACAGGAUUAGUUCCAGUGCAAGUUCACCCCCUCCAAAAAGGAACAACUUCUGCUCCAGUUCAAUUCUCACAGUUCAAUUCAAAAUUCAUUCACAUGGCAAUUUUUUUCAGUCUUGAGAGUUUCACUAGCUUCUCACCUGAAGGAUAAAAUGUACUUAAGAACAGUAAGAAAAUAUCCAAAGGCACAUGUUAUACAACAGGAACAGUUGUUUUGUCUAUUUCCCCCAACGAUUCCUAAGCUUAAACAGCAACAUCCCUUUUACAGAUAGAGGGGGAAAUGAUGACUGCAUUGAAACACAAUGAAUGUAAUGAAACGUGUGUGUGUGUGAAUUAAAAAGCGGCCUCCAAAAAAUCAGCACAAAAGUAACUUAAUUCCUGUUCGGUUCACCCAGACAUUGCAGAAACUACUUUCAGAUGUGACUCAGAGCUUUCUGAAUUAAUUCAGCAAAUUAGUUCACUUGAAUCCAUCCGUUCCAAGCACCGCCAGUUACACCCUUAGACAUACUGACCUGGCUCUGUUCACGUGCCGUUGCUUCUCUAGCAAGAGGGGAAUACAAUGGGACAUAGUGGAUCUGUGAUUCCUGCAUUGCAGGAGGCUGGAAUAGGAUCCCUUCCAACUCUACAGUUCUAUGAUUCCACACCUUCAGCCAUAAUGGCGCCAGCACUGCAUUCGUACUGCUAUGUACUCCUGUUAGGUUUGAGCACAGUGCAAAAGAUUGCAAUUGUGGCCUCCUCUGUGGCCCUUAAAUAGAUUUGCUUUAUUUCAAACAGCAUGAAGGAAAUGCUCAUGACACAGGCAGACCGGUUUACUGAAGAGGAGGUAAGAUUCCUUACAUGCUGCACUCCUUUUUUUCCUGAAAAUGUGAAGAUUUUUCUAUUUGACAAGAACGAUUUCCAAUUUUUUUGUUUCGUUCCGGAUUUGAUGGUUGAGAUGGCAUCAUGAGAUUGCCAGGGGUAGUCCCUGGGAGUCUGGUUAUCUUGAGAUAAAUGGGGGAAAGAGCUGGUCUAGGAUGGAUAGAUUGAUGGUCCUUUAGAGGGGGAACUUCUAACCUUCCCAAUUUCUCUAUUUAUUUCCUUUAUAUCCCACUUUUCCCUCCAAGGUGUUCAAGGUGGCCUACAUGGUUCCAUGGGCGGAGCCAUGGAUUUUUGUUUGUGGGGGGCAGACAAAGUUGUUCAGCUUUUUUUUGGAAAUCCACCAAAGUUGUUGAGCUCUUUUUAUGAGAUUGCCCCCUAAAGUUGGAGAAGUCACGGGUAAAAAGUAAAAAUACCCCCAAGAGCAGGACUUUAGGGGGAGCAGGCUUUGGUUGGGGGGCAGGCUGAUGCUAGGGAAGGCAUAACCUCAGUUUAUUGAGUACUUUCUUUUUUGUACAUAAUUUCAAUUAAGUUUUCUGUUUUACAAUUUAAGAUACUCAUUUUACAUCCUUAGCAUAUCAAUGACUUCCAUUCUUCUCUUUCCAUGGUUCAUUUUACAUAUCAUAAAUCCCUGCAUAUUUUACAAAAACUAUACCGUUCAGUAUUCCAUUAUUGCAUCCAACAAAACUUAUUUACACUGUUGAAUUUAUCUUAAUGCUGCCAGCGUUUUCAGCUGUACACAAUUAUUUCCCAUAUAUUCAAUAAACGUUUUCCAAUCUUCUUUAUUGAGUACUUUCAAUGCUUUUCAAUAAUUCUUGUGCUCCCCCAUGCAUAGUUCUCCUCCUUCUCCAUUUUAUCCUGACAGGUAAGUUAAGCUGAGAGACUGUGACUAGCCCUAGGUCAGCCAAUGAGCUUCAUGGCCAAAUCCUGGUCUCCCAAGUCCACACUCUUAACCCUACACCACACUAGCUCUCAAUGUUGUUGUUUGACACCAGCUCCCUAUGGAAGGUUCCACAUCAGCACUGAGUGAAGUGUGGUCCAUUUGUGGAACCUUGAGCUGCAGCCAGCACUCUGAGAAAUAUGGCUCCUGCAUGAUUACAGUGGCUCUCUUCAAUGGUACCAACUAACGGGUAGAGCAGGGGUAGGCAAUCAGUCUUUGAACCGUGUGAUUGCUGACCUGCGACAGUUGGGAUGCAACUCCCAUCCUGUCCUUUCCAAUCUUUAUUUCCUUCUUCUGUUUCUCAGAUGAAACAGACGUUCACCGCAUUCCCUCCAGAUCCUGCCGGCAACCUGGACUACAAGAACCUGGUUUACGUUAUCACUCAUGGUGAAGAGAAGGACUAGAAGAUGCUGAGAUGAUCCAUCGAGAGAAGGCUAUUCACUGUUGCCUCUUUGGAGGGUCCAGCUUCAGAAAAAGCCGAGUGAGAUGAAAACAAUUAUAUUUCACUGGGCUUCACCAACCUGGGGCCCUCCUCAUGCUUUGGAAUACAACUGCCAUCAGACGUAGAAAACAACUGGGGAGCAGCAGGUUGUUGAAGGCCAUGUUAGAUAAUCUUGGGCAUUUUUAUAAAUAAAAACGGAAGAUACCAUUUUGUAUCCAUCUCCCUGCUUGUUCUUCUGUGUAUUCUCGUUUUUUGUUGUCGUCAGCGAUGUAGAAACGGGAUGUUCUCAAUGUUGGGAAGUGUCAUGUAGCUCCACCUCUUCCCCUUCCCCUUAUUAAACACCAGGGGAUACGUGAAAAAGACAAGGGAUGGAGGUAAUCUUUGUGAAACAGGGAUGGGUUCUUUUUAUAACCCUCCAACCUGGCUUAAUGUGAGCAGGAGAUGAGUACUGCGACCUGUUUUAAAUCUGAAGACACAACUGAGGAACCUGCUUGUUGGAAUAACUUGUAAUUUCACAAAGGUGUCUCUGGUUCCCUGCUCAAGGCUUCAGGGAAUCCUAUCCCUUCCACGGUGGGAUGCAAAGAAGCAGAAAAACAAGAAGAGUUCUUACCAAGUAGUUUAUUCAAUAUUCACAGAAAGAGACGAAGGAAAGCAGUCUCUCUUAGAUAAUGGCGUUGUUCCAAGUAAAGUCCCACCCCCUCAGUCUCUCCUAUUACAGUGGUACCUUGGGUUACAGACGCUUCAGGUUACAGACGCUUCAGGUUACAGACUCCACUAACCCAGAAAUAGUACCUUGGGUUAAGAACUUUGCUUCAGGAUGAGAACAGAAAUCGCACGGCAGUGGCAUGGCGGCAGCGGGAGGCCCCAUUAGCUAAAGUGGUACCUCAGGUUAAGAAUAGUUUCAGGUUAAGAACGGACCUCCAGAAUGAAUUAAGUUCUUAAACUGAGGUACCACUGUAUACGUCAUCCCUGUGCCAGCUGAUCUCUUCUUUCUGCCUCUGAGCUUUCUGUUCUACUACUCUCAAUGCACGCUGGGUCCUGGGAGAGGAAGGGUCAGGAAUUAUUUCAAGAGACACUUUCAAGAAUUCUUUCAAGAGACGUGCUUUCGAACUUCUAGGUGGGCAGGAGCUGGGACUGAGCAACGGGAGCUCACCCCAUCACAGGGAUUCGAACUGCCGACCUUCUGAUCAGCAAGCCCUAGGCUCUGUGGUUUAGACCACAGCGCCAAUCUUAGCACCCAAUAAAAUCUAUAGGGAAGGAGGUGGUCCUUCAGGUACUUGGAGCCUAUCAAUUAUGGCUUUAAACACAAACGUGAGCACCUUGAAUUAGGCCCAGAAACGAACUGGCAACUGGUAUAUUCUGUAGGUCUGAUGAAUCAAUUUCAGAUGGCCACAUAAAUUAAAAAAUAAUAAUAACAACAACAUGAAAAGGGAGAAAUAGCCAUCACUCAUAAAUUGCUGGUUUCUGCAUUUUCAGACGAGAACACCUCGGCCAACUUAAAUAUUGUUCCAAAACUCUUUUUAGUGACUUGAUUAUUUAUGGUAUUUUUAAACCAUCAGUUCACAUUUCAUUGGUGGUGAAAGCUAGAAAUAAAUACGCCAUAUGCUUACAUGCAGUUCCAGAGAAUACUGGGUUUGAUGCCACCAUCGUCAGAGGCAGCAGUGCUUCUAAAUCCCAGUUCUGGAAACUGCAAGAGGGGAGAGGGCUCCUCUGCUCAGGUCGAGCUUGCGGGUUUCCUACAGGCAUUGGUUGGCCACUGUGAGAACAGGAGUAGUUGGUCACUGGCCUGAUUCUGCAGGUUAAUUUGGCUUUCAUUUAAAAGAAUAAUAGGUAAAUAAAAAAGAGAAUUCCCUAGAUGCCUAAGAUCCAGGUUUAGGGCAAGUACUCUUUGGUGAGAGAACUCCAGCAGAGAUUUAAAAUCACAAAAUAUUCAGAAAAGUAAAUCAUGGAAAUAUAGGCUGUUAGACUUUUACAAUAUACCCCUUCCAAGUUGCUUUCAAAGUUCCCCUUUUCCCUUAGCAUAGAAAGAGACCACACAUUUGGCAAGUUAAAAAUGGUUUACUUACAAACACUUCAAAGGUCAGGUUCAUGUGCUUUUCCAUACAGCAGUUAAAAAACACAGGCAGUACAAUCCUGUAUCCAUUUUUUAUGGCUUCCCCCAAAUAUUAUUAGGAACUGUGGUAAAUCUGGUGAAAGUGCUCAUUAUCAGACUGGCCAGAUGGAAAGAGAGGAGAGGCCUUCUGAAACUUUAAUAGCUGGACAGAAGAGAGGAUUUCAGCAAUGACAAAGUUUACUUGCUGAAAUCCUCUCUGAGAUGUGUAGUUCUGUGCAGGGAAUCGGGGCAUCCUAACAACUCUCAGCAUCCUUAACAAACUACAGCUCCCAUAAUGCUUUGGGGUUAGCCAUGUCUGUUUAAAGCACUACCAUAGUGCUUUGAAUGGAAUCAUAGUGCUUUAAAUAUGAAUGUGGCCUUAGAGUCCCAUAAGAUCUGGGGGCCACCAUCUCAACCACCCCGGCCUCAAAUUUCUCGGCAGUGAUUUUUGAAACAUACACACAUACACCCCUCUGCCUUUAAGGUUGCAGGGAACCAGCCUUUUGCAGGAGUGGGCGUGCAUAAACACUGCUACAUUGCUAUCAUAAACACUGGCUGGGUGGUUGUGGGAAAUAAUUAAGUACCAAUAUAGGAAAUGCUGACAUCAGACCUUACCGUAACAGUACGAACAGGGGUGGACUGUCAUUCAGCUGUAGCCUGCAAACUGCUUUCUUUGGAAUGUGAAACAUUACAGUGGUACCUCGGGUUAAGUACUUAAUUUGUUCUGGAGGUCCGUUCUUAACCUGAAACUGUUCUUAACCUGAAGCACCACUUUAGCUAAUGGGGCCUCCUGCUGCUGCCACACCGUCGGAGCACGAUUUCUGUUCUCAUCCUGAAGUAAAGUUCUUAACCUGAGGUACUAUUUCUGGGGUAGCGGAGUCUGUAACCUGAAGCGUAUGUAACCUGAAGCAUUUGUAACCUGAGGUACCACUGUAUGAGGUGCCUAGGUUUAAUUGGCUAACUGAAAGGUUCACCGGACAGGCUUUGGAAUCAGUCACCUUGGUCCACCUAAAUACUCAGAAUUCUGUGCUGUUUCAGAUGCUUCGGUGGUUCCCAAGCUUUUUUUGGACAGCCCCCCCUUUGUUCCAUAAACUCAUCCCCAGCGCCCCCUUUCCCAACCCUAUAAACAGCUUUAUUCCGAACAGUGGUUUCUACAACCCACUACAACCCACAACAACAUUCGAGACAAUAGCAAUUUAUUGCACAUUUAUUCAAAACCCUGUUAAAACUAUUGAGUUUAAUUAAUUCAACAAAAUUGACAAAGUCGAUCCUGUGAUGCCAGCUUUUCAAAGCCUGAUAGUUAUUGACAUCUCCAACAGCCCCCUAUUGCCCCCUUACCUCUCCUUGCCCCUCUAGGUAAUCCCACCCCCAGGGGGCGCUACUGCUCCCAUUGGGAAGCCCUGCCUUAGACCAUGUCUGGUUGUUCUACCUGCAAAGGAAGAAUACUUCCUGAUUCGCCUCACAUUCAGAUUUAUUUAUCCGUAUUGGAAGUGAGAGCUGGACCAUAAAGAAGGCUGAUCGCCGAAAAAUUGAUGCUUUUGAAUUAUGGUGCUGGAGGAGACUCUUGAGAGUCCCAUGGACUGCAAGAAGAUCAAACCUUUCCAUUCUUAAGGAAAUCAGCCCUGAGUGCUCACUGGAAGGACAGAUCCUGAAACUGAGGCUCCAAUACUUUGGCCACCUCAUGAGAAGAGAAGACUCCCUGGAAAAGACCCUGAUGUUGGGCAAGAUGGAGGGCACAAGGAGAAGGGGACGACAGAGGACGAGAUGGUUGUUUAGUGUUCUGGAAGCUACCAGCAUGAGUUUGACUAAACUGCAGGAGGCAGUGGAAGACAGAAGUGCCUGGCGUACUCCGGUCCAUGGGGUCACGAAGAGUCGGACACGACUAAACGACUAACCAACACACUCAUUGGGUUGUCACAAAACAAGAGUUCAACAACAGGAUCUACAUAUCCAUAUUAACUAAAGGUGUGGAUAUCCUUCCCACCUCCCUGAAUUUGUCCUAUUCAGCUUUAACUGAAUUGAGGCCAAGGUGUUAAGUGCCUCUCUCUCCUCUGCAGCGGAUAAACUGCAUCAUCCAAAAGGAUACCAAAUGCAAGGGGACCAAUGGAUGAAUGAAUGGACUAAUUCAUUCCAAAGGUUAAACAAUGCUCCAUGGAGAAUAAACAAAACUUGAAUCGGAAGAGGGUACAUUGUCUUACAAAGAUUUUGAUUUUUUUUUAAAGCGCAGCAAAAAGGCAAAUGCUCCAAUUAAAAUGAAAGAGGAAGUUUCCAGAGAGAAACACUUUUUGCAAUCAAAGCAUUGCACAUCUGGAACCAAUCGUCAAGUGUUUAGAAACCAUCAAAGCAAAUGUUAUUAAUAAAUGCAAGGAGACAUUAGCAGACAGGCAAGGAGGAGAGCAGACUAAGGACAGAGGUGGGGCUGACAUGAACCCUCAACACAAGCAGACUCAUUAGCCUAAAAGGACUUUGUCUCCUGCCUUUGCAACUCCACAUUCCUUUUCAUCACGUCCUUGCGGUACUUACAAAGAUUUUUUUGGCAUCAAGACUACUUUAGGUAGGAGACAGCCCAUCCAGACGGCACCUCCCAUAUGCUCAGCUCUCCCCCUAAGAAAUCAAUGCAAGCAGAAAAUGCAUAGGCAAUUAUUAGGCAAGAGAUUGAGAAGAAAAUAGACAGCACCGUAAUGACUUUUUGUCCAUUUAGGGUGUAGCCCAAGGGAAGCCAUAGUGGUGCCUUCCAUCAGCCACAGCCAGCACAGGUGGAAGUCCAAUGACUUGUGG